UUCUUCGGUUUCGUCGACUUCCGCCCGUGUCCAAGAUGGCGGUUGAGCGGCCUUCCUGAUCUUCACGGGGCUGGGCGGCUUUGACGCCUCAGCUGGCGGGGGUGGAGCGGUUAGUAAACAGCAAAUGCGGGAACUGCUGCGCCGGAGUCAGCCAUGGACUGGAAAGAAAUUCUUCGCCGGCGGUUAGCGACGCCUAACACCGGUCCGAACAAAAAAAAAAGUGAACAAGAAUUAAAAGAUGAAGAAAUGGAUUUAUUUACCAAAUAUUACUCAGAAUGGAAAGGAGGUAGAAAAAACACAAAUGAAUUCUAUAAGACGAUUCCCCGGUUUUAUUACAGGCUGCCAGCUGAAGAUGAAGUCUUACUACAGAAAUUAAGAGAGGAAUCCAGAGCCGUCUUCCUGCAAAGGAAAAGCAGAGAACUGUUAGAUAAUGAAGAGUUACAGAACUUAUGGUUUUUGCUGGACAAGCAUCAGACGCCACCUAUGAUUGGAGAGGAAGCAAUGAUUAAUUAUGAAAAUUUUUUGAAGGUCGGUGAAAAGGCUGGACCAAAGUGCAAGCAAUUUUUUACAGCAAAAGUCUUUGCUAAACUCCUUCAUACAGAUUCCUAUGGAAGAAUUUCCAUAAUGCAGUUCUUUAAUUACGUCAUGAGAAAAGUUUGGCUUCAUCAAACAAGAAUAGGACUCAGUUUGUAUGAUGUUGCCGGACAAGGGUAUCUUCGGGAAUCUGAUUUAGAAAACUACAUACUGGAACUUAUCCCUACUUUGCCACAGUUAGAUGGACUGGAAAAAUCUUUUUAUUCCUUUUAUGUUUGUACAGCAGUUAGGAAGUUCUUCUUCUUUUUAGACCCUCUAAGAACAGGGAAGAUAAAAAUUCAAGAUAUUUUAGCGUGCAGCUUCCUGGAUGAUUUACUGGAGUUAAGGGAUGAGGAACUAUCCAAGGAGAGUCAAGAAACAAAUUGGUUUUCUGCUCCUUCUGCCCUGAGGGUGUAUGGCCAGUAUUUGAAUCUUGAUAAGGAUCACAACGGCAUGCUCAGUAAAGAAGAACUCUCCCGCUAUGGAACAGCAACCAUGACCAAUGUCUUCUUAGACCGUGUUUUCCAGGAGUGUCUCACUUAUGAUGGAGAAAUGGACUAUAAGACCUACCUCGAUUUUGUUCUUGCAUUAGAAAAUCGAAAAGAACCUGCAGCUCUACAAUAUAUUUUCAAAUUACUUGAUAUUGAGAACAAAGGAUAUCUGAAUGUCUUUUCCCUUAAUUAUUUCUUUAGGGCCAUACAGGAACUAAUGAAAAUCCAUGGACAGGAUCCUGUUUCAUUUCAAGACGUCAAGGAUGAAAUCUUUGACAUGGUAAAACCAAAGGAUCCUUUGAAAAUCUCUCUUCAGGAUUUAAUCAACAGUAAUCAAGGUGACACAGUCACCACCAUUCUGAUUGAUCUGAAUGGCUUCUGGACUUAUGAGAAUAGAGAAGCCCUUGUUGCAAAUGAUAAUGAAAACUCUGCAGACCUUGACGAUACAUGAUCUCCUAAAGACUAGACUGUAUUCAUUACAAUAAGCUUGAAUGCUGCAUGUAAAACGUUUGAAGGAGAAUCCUUGGGAAUGGUCUAAAUAAAACACUUCAUAUGCCCAUGGAACACAGC
Vicugna pacos (alpaca) is the source of this 1634-nucleotide messenger RNA. It is a transcript of the gene PPP2R3C, whose product is annotated as protein phosphatase 2 regulatory subunit B''gamma. Gene Ontology annotation, biological process: T cell homeostasis; regulation of dephosphorylation; positive regulation of B cell differentiation. The record is from RefSeq and is a predicted model, not a curated record. NCBI's taxonomy places the organism in Eukaryota, Metazoa, Chordata, Mammalia, Artiodactyla, Camelidae. Gene Ontology annotation, cellular component: spindle; centrosome.